AUGGCCCGCGAGAAGCGCAUUGCCUAUAAAUCACCAAACUCCCUCAGCGACGCAAACCGUGAUAUUACUUCCGCCCAGGCGAAGCUCAUUCGCAACCAGAACACACAUGAGCACCGUCAAGCUCUCGUGAACUCAUCAGUGCCAGAAGAAACACCCGUAUCAGUCGGCUUCGCCGCCCAGAUCGUCGACGAAGCACAGAAACCAAAGCGCCAGGCUGACCUGGAAAAGGCUCGUAGUAUUCUUGACAGGCGCCAAAAAGGCCAAUCAGUCUCGUGGGUUGAACUUGGAUGGAUGAAGACACUGUGCGCCAGGGAAGCGAAGCUAGAAGGAGCAGAGAUGAAGGAUGUUACAGCGAUCGACAUGGAGAAGCAACAGUGGCCACAAGAUCAAGAACGGAAGAUACAAGGGAUCAGCGCUGCGAACAAAGAUCCCAUCUCGACUACUCGUAUGCUCCUCAGAGCUCGUUUGAGCGAGGGCGACAAGAUGGGCUCAGGGUCUGAUAGCGGCUUGAGUAAUGCAAGUGAAGUCUCUAGAGGCCCUGCGCUUGAGCCUGCUCGUGUCUCACAGAAGAAGAGUCCGGCUCGCGAGCCUGAACAUGGCAAUAGUGGUAGCGAGAAGGAAGAAGAGAACGCUGCUGUUUCUCAAACACAACCUCAAAAUCCACACCCCUCUCCGCUGAUCGAUGCCAACAACAACAUGACAGCUAAACACAACGUGGCUGAAGAUUCGGAUGUGGACAUCUGGGAUGACGAUGUCUGGGCUCUGAUGAUAAAGGCCGACUAG
Molecule: messenger RNA, 783 nt
Organism: Alternaria burnsii
Lineage: Eukaryota; Fungi; Ascomycota; Dothideomycetes; Pleosporales; Pleosporaceae
Exons: 3
Coding region: 1-783 (260 amino acids)
Source: RefSeq, a predicted model, not a curated record